This is a messenger RNA of Protopterus annectens (West African lungfish), 3933 nucleotides long. Its product is annotated as leukosialin-like. NCBI's taxonomy places the organism in Eukaryota, Metazoa, Chordata, Ceratodontiformes, Protopteridae. Bases 450 to 2009 code for a protein of 519 amino acids. The record is from RefSeq and is a predicted model, not a curated record. Gene Ontology annotation, biological process: regulation of T cell activation; cell surface receptor signaling pathway; regulation of T cell migration. Gene Ontology annotation, molecular function: heat shock protein binding; transmembrane signaling receptor activity. The transcript has 2 exons. Gene Ontology annotation, cellular component: external side of plasma membrane.
GAAAUGAAGAGUAUAGACUGUUGAAGAAGUGAAGGUAACAGUCUCUACUCUUUGUGAUGUCUGGGUCCUCUAGGAAAGGUUAAAUUUGAGAACAUCUUCACAUGUGCACAUAAGCACGAGGGGGAGAACAGUUCUGUCUUGGGAAGAAAAUUCAGCCACAGUCGUAACUACAGAUCUGUCUUCAUCGGGUUGGCCAGGUGUCUUCUGACAGAGCAAGCAUUUUUGCCAGUUCAAAUGGGGAAGAUGUUCAACUGAUUUUAUGGUGCUCGUGUUCGAGAUUUGAACACCAAGUUUGUAUUGUGGAAAUCAUAUUGUAAAACAGAAGGAGAGGACCAAGAAGAACACUGAUGACUUCCUGGUUAAUAAGUACUGCCAGAGUCUAAAUAGCAGACAAACAGAGCUGAAAGGGAAGUUUGUCUCAAAAAGGAACUACCAAGGAGGAAAGCAGAAUGGGUGGGAAAAAGAUACUAACAGUGAUGGUAUGCCUUACUGUCCUGUCUGGGUCAUUAGUUUCAUCCACUGAUAAGGAUCCAGCAGUUUCUGUUUAUACAGUGUCAGUCCAUAACUCAGACGAGUCUUCAACACCUAUAUUGAUAACUAAGGAAACGACGACUUCAAUAUAUAGGCCAAAAGAUAAUGAAACAGAAGCAGCAAAGGAUAAAAUAGAUCUAGGCAAAACAACAGAUGGGGAUACUUCAAGUGUUACCAGGUCUAAGAUCCAGUCUGGUAAAGUUCUGUCCACAGAGGAGACGUCAAUAACUAACUUGGUCACCUUCACGAUGACAGAAACUACAGAGAGCCAGCAAACUAUUAAGGGUUAUUCAAAUCUGACAACCUUCACAAUUAGUGAUACAACAAAUAACAAAGACCACUCCUCUACUGAGAGCACAAGUGAGGCUAUUUCUGCAGAAUCCUUAACUGCUCAAAAAAUUAACCCUGCGGGGGCAGAUGUUAUGCCUAUCAAUGAAACUUCCUGGACAUUACCUCAUGAUGUCACACUUCAGGAAAAUGUUACAUUUUCCACAAUAAGUUCCACAAAGCAUCUUCAAUCAACAAUCCCAUCAGUUGUGAAAACAGUGGAUUCAACUACAGCUAGUAAAACUACAACUAGUCUGGCUAGCGCUGACAAAGCUAUGACAAUGGUUUCAGAGUUGUCUUCUGUUGAUGAGGCUAAUUCGUACUCAGACAUUACUACUUCAAUGAAAAUCAUAUCAAAGGAAACUGCAGAACCAGCUUCAACAAGUACUGAUGUAGUUACAAGCUCUACAAUGAUUUCCUCUGCUUUUGAUAAUAGAACAUCCAUAGGCAACAAUUACAUCAUGUGGGUCUGCAUUAUUGUUGCUAUUCUUAUAUUUCUCUGUAUUAUUAUUAUUAUUAUUAUUUGUAUCUGGAGAAAGAAAAAACAAAGUGGCUUUCAGAGUUUUACUUCAAGUCAGAAGAAGAAGAAGAAACGGCCCUGUGAAGAUGCUUGGGCUGGUCCUGUCCCAAUGCCUGAUGACACCUUUGUACCCAAUGAGGCUGUCACAGGAAAGGGGACAGAUGUCCCUACAAAGCACCUCUCCUUGACAACUUUCUUUGCCAAGAGGAAAUCAAGAUCCUGCUCUGUUGUUCUAGAAGAAGUAAACACUCAAAAUGUCUCUGAUGAGAAAGAAAAAUCAGGAAAUGCCACCAGUCAACCUCUGCUUCCCCAAAAUGCAACUGAUAAUGUUCAGGGCAAUUCUGCAUCUAUACAAAGCAAUGGCCAAGUCAACAAGGAGGCUGCAAAUGCUAAUAAAGACAUUGCAGUUCCACUGGACAAUGCCCAAGGAUCUGUAUCGCAAGCAAAUGGGCAGGUACCAUUACCAAUGACAGAAUCAGCAAAUGUUAGUGGAGAAAACCUGGAGGAACUUCCACCACCACCAGCCCCAACACCCGCAUCAGAAACAGACUCACUUCUCCCUCCACCCCCAGUAGAGGACAACAUCAAUCAAAAUGCAUCUUCCUCCUUCUGCCUCACAGCUUCAUUGUGAGUAAAGCCAGAGUUAACAAUGGACAAUCUAGUUGUACUGAAACUGUGCAGACAAAUAUCCUGUACUCAGACUCAUAAAGAAUGCUGCAUGAGAAUAUACCACAGGUGUUUUAAUUUUGAUUCUGAUUUCAUUUUUUUCAUGAAGGCCCUGAAAGAAGACUUAAAGUAGGGAACCCAUUUUAAAAUAUGAAUGGGGCCAUCCCUGUGGAAUUCCACUGCUAGAGCUUGUAUGGUGGAAACCAUAGUGUAAACAUAGAAAAGACAGGGGCAACAUAUCCAUGGUUGUCAUUUUGCAAAACAGAAAGUAAAGGUCAGGAAGAUCUGUUGUCAUUUCAUUACAGUAAAGAAGACACAGAAGCAAACCAAACAGUAAUAUUCUAGAAGAUAAACAGGGUACAGUGUCUGCAAGCGGAACUUCUUAUUACCUCUCAUUGCUGUUAAAGUUGCAAUCCCACUUUUGUUAUUAAUUAUUUACUCAUCUCUACCCAAGUGUAAGCAUAAACAAAAUGAAUGUAUCACAUCUAAGCUGUUGUUCAUUUACUUACAGCUCUUAAUACUAGAAGAUACGGACUAUUAAACUACUGCUGGAAACAAUGCUGUUUACCAGAUAACCUUUGUAAGGAGAAAACUGAAUAACUGUGAAACCAGAGGUAGAAUAUGACUCUUCUCUAUUUGUCUACAGAAAUGCAUUUCUUGGCCUCCUGUUUUCAAAGGUGUCAGAACUGGAACCAUAGUAUGAUGCUCUCCAAUUGUGCAAAACUUUCAGAAAACACAGUUGAUAAAGAAAUUUAAUGACUGCUUCAGUGUUUGAGCUGUACUGAUUUUGUGAUAAAAAAAUAGCAAUAAAGUGAUAAAUAGAAUCUGAAUGACUGCCUAAUAAAUAUUUUGCUGUGUGCUUCCAGAAUAACAAGGGCAUUGCCGACAAUACUUUUCAACCAUAGAUAAGCGAACUACACAUUGUACAUUUUAAAUAAAUUACAGAUAUGUUUGUUUGUGGCUUGUACAUUAUAAAAGGAUAUACCAUUUGUUUACUAUUCAUGAUGUAACUGCCUUGAGCGAACACUGACAUCAGCAGAAAAAUCUCACCUGCCUUAUUCUAUUUAUACACCACCGUCUUUUAUAACAUAGCACUAAAUUCUAAAAAGCCACAUUUUGCUGUCAUUUUUUUAUAAAUUCCAGUUCAAACUUGUCUUUUGCUGCUUUCUCAGUAUUAGUAAUAAUGACCAGUUUACUCAUUUUGUUUGCUUGCUCUUUCAUUCCCAGCAACAGUAUAUAACAUUCUUGAUAACUGACUUCACACCACUCUGCAGAAGUGCAAACGCCUUUUUAUGCCAUUCCGUUGCAUUUAAAAAUGAUGUAUAUCCAAGACUUGAGCUUGUUUUCUGUUCUAAGUAUUUACUAGUCUCUUUUAAUGCAUUAUUUUAUUUAUGUUUGUUAUCCCACUCCUCUGUAGUACACAGAUGCACACCUUGCAGCAUUAUAUGUUUGUUGAGCAAAAGAGAGAGGCUAUUAUUAACGCUGUCCCAUGUACAUUCAUUUUUCAGAUCCUAAAAACUGCUAAAAUAAAAUUAAAUGUGUAAUGUGAGAUAGCUUUGCUGUACCAAUACAUAAAGAUUAUGACACCCACAAGAAAGCACCUAGGUUCAUUUAACUCUUGCAGUCUUCUUGCUGACUCAGGAAUUUGCUGGCAAUAUUAGUGAUAAAUGUUCCACAAAAACACAAGGAUUUGUCAUCAAGACUCAUCAUUAACAAUAGCAUUUUUUUUUUUAUUUUUAUUACAGAUAUCAUAACCUUUUUUGCAACUGCCUGUUGGUUUUCUACUGUUCUAAAGAUUACAGGAAAGCAAACAAAAACAAAACUUAGUUGGCAGUCUUCCAUUUUUUUAAUAUUCUUGAUUUAUGUUUAAAUAAAGGUAAUCAAAAGUG